This is a messenger RNA of Rotaria sp. Silwood1, 396 nucleotides long. NCBI's taxonomy places the organism in Eukaryota, Metazoa, Rotifera, Eurotatoria, Philodinida, Philodinidae. The record is from the annotation of a GenBank genome assembly.
AUGCCAACGAUCAAUUUCAGCGUGCCAACAAUUGAACCAUCUAUUCCGACAGUUACCGCAUAUACGCCUACCAUUCAACCAAGUGUACCAUCAAUUGAAGUAAAUUUUUCAAUAACAACACCUCAGAUACCAACGUUUGAGCAGACAACAACACUUCAAACAUCAGAAACAUCAGCAACAAUACUUCAAACAUCAGCAGCAACACUCCAAACAUCAACAACAAUGCGUCAAACAUCAGCAUCAACACCACAAACAUCAACAACAAUGCGUCAAACAUCAAAUCAAACCUCACAACCAUCAGCAGCAACGCCUAAAAUACCAGUAGUCACACUUCAAACAUUCGUUCUUUGUAAUGGUAUCAUAUAUCUACUUUUGUUUUUCGAAUCAUUUCUUUGA